Molecule: messenger RNA, 1259 nt
Organism: Drosophila guanche
Lineage: Eukaryota; Metazoa; Arthropoda; Insecta; Diptera; Drosophilidae
Product: parafibromin-like
Exons: 3
Coding region: 1-1254 (417 amino acids)
Biological process (GO): transcription elongation by RNA polymerase II; positive regulation of transcription elongation by RNA polymerase II
Cellular component (GO): Cdc73/Paf1 complex
Molecular function (GO): RNA polymerase II complex binding
Source: RefSeq, a predicted model, not a curated record
AUGGAAAACCCGGGCCGGAAAGUUAAGCGUAAAGAGGAAACGGCUGACUGCGCCGACUCACAGCCCCUGGCCGAAAAUCUCAUGCAGCGAGAGGCGAUAAAAACGCCGGAGGAGCACAAGGCAAGGUCCCCGUUCCCCCCUUUGGCAGAGAAUGAAGCUGCCGCCGCCGGUGCAGCGGAGGCUGCUUCCAGCGAGAAUAGCGAUGUGGAUCCCCUCUCCAACAUACCGUACCUAAGACUGUGCACUGCUUCUUCCUUUCUCAAACGAAAGGCAGCCACACCCACGGAGAGAAAAUCUGUGCCCAAGACUCCACGUGCCAAUGGAGCUGAUCAAAUUGCAGGUCUUUGCGGCAGGGAUAUGCCCAGCCUGGGAACAAACUCCUCCUCCUCCUUCUCCUCCUCCUCCUCCUCCUACACCUCUUCCUCUACCUCUUCCCCUACCUCCUCCAGUGAGGAGAAACUGCAUUCUUCCAGCGUGGAUACCGAAACCACAACCGAUUCCCCCCAGACGCCCGAACCAGAGGCGGAGCAGGAAACAGCAGCUGCUCCGAUUACUUUCUUGCCAAAGUACAACCGCUACGAGCAGGAGAAGUUCCUCCAGCCGCUGUCCACUCAGACGAACUUUGUGAUCGAUCCGCUGGGCACUCACUUUCCCGAGGGUCCCUAUCGACUCCAGAGUCUCGAACAGGUGCCUCCCCCGAUGCGCUUGCCCAUCAUAGUGCUGCCAGCAGAUCCCCAUGGCCUGAUCACUUUGAAAAAUGUUAAAGCCUUGCUGGUGGAUCUGAAGUUCCAGCAGUCAGAGGAGCGUCCGUGUCCCUGGGCUCCAGUAGAGCAGCAUCGCGAGGAGGUCAUUAUAGAGCGAUGGUUUGCGGGUGGCGUAAGUAGGAAAUAUAAAGUCAUUGAUGAUGUCGCAAAAUUGGCAUCGUUCGAUGAGUGGCGUCGCAUUGUGGCCGUCUUUGCCUGCGGCCCCAUCGACCAAUUCAAGAACUGGUGGCCCUGGAAGCGCAAUGCCAAAUUGAUCUUCCUGAAUGUGUGCGCCUUUCACCUUUACGUAAAGGGCACAGCCGUGCAUCGGGAUAUCGCUCAAAUGUUGGACACAAUGGAAGUGAAUCCACUCGAAAUAGAUCUCCCCGAGCCGUACACACACAGCGGCACAUUGCUUUCCUUUUGGGGCAGACUGGACAAGUUUGUUCACUCCAAUGCAAGAUUUCGCUUCCUCUUGGAUGAUUAUUAUCCAGCUAAUACGUACUACUAGCUGCA